CGAGUCCCGAUCCACUAAGUCCAAGCCGCUGUUCGCCCGGCCACGCCGGGGGUCGCGCCGGGGCGACUCCGGUCGAGAUCAAAAUCGAGAAGGAAAGAGAGAACGCGGGGGGGGCCGAGGCCUGGGCGACGAGGGCACCCGGGCCCAGGCCGCCGCCGAGGACAGCCAGGCCGUCGAGCACAGCCAGGUUGGAGAGGACUGCGGCAACGAGCGCGAGGAGAGCGAGGUCAAGAACAGCGAGCCCGAGGGCAAGCCCGAGGACGCCCAGGCCCAGAUCCUCUUCGAGGGCGCCCAAGCCCAGGUCUCCGUCGAGGGCGGCGAGCCCGAGGACAAGGCCGAGCGCGGCGAACUCCAGGACAAGCCGCCCGCCGAGCAGCUCGGGAACAGCGACCCCGAGCUAUUCGGGAACGCGCGCUCCGAGCUGCUCGAGGGGCGCCGGGUCGAGAACCGCCGGUUUGAGAGCGGCCAGGUCCAGAACAGCCAGCUCGAGGAGAUGGGCGUCGAGAUCGGCCGGCUCGAGGACGCCCAGCCUGACGUCGUCGAGUCCGUGCUCCAGCUCGCCCAGCACCAGCUCGCGGAGAUCGACGGCGCCAGCGAGCCAGCGUCGGGACGCGCUGGUGCACGAUCCUGGCGAGGGCACACCGAGUCCACCUACGAUCUCUGCCGGCUGAGCGGCGUGACGAAGGUAGGCAUCCUGGCGGAGAUGAUGCACGACGACGGUACCAUGUACCGCCGGGACGAUUCGUUGGAGUUUUCGCGAAAGCAUGGGAUCCCCAUCAUUACCGUCCCGCAGCUGGCCGCCCACAUCGCGGCGCCAGCCACCGCCUCCAAGGACCACUCCCUCGCCACGAGGGAGGCGGCAGCUGCCGAGGCUGCCGAGGCGGCGGCACUGGAGGUGGCCGAGGCGACCCCGCUGGGCCCCGUCCCGAGCUCGUCCUCGAGGGCCGGGAGCCCUGGCCGCUCCUCGGCUCCGCGCGCGAAGCUGUGAGGCCGACUUUCAAGCGUCCUUAUCCCCGCCGGGCCAGAGCAGGCAGCUUGCGCACUCAUGCAGAAUUUUUGUUGAAUCGCUGUCUGCCCUGCCUCAACAGCCCUGGUCAGAGUUUGGGAAACCGUCUUAUCCGAACGUCAGUCUUGUCUUGCCUUCCCAUCAUGCCCAUUGUAUAGAGAUGUGUAUUCCGCCAGCGAACGCGUAGCGGGCCAUCGCGUCUUCCACCAGUCGUUCGGGUGGAGCCCGGACAGCGAUACAUGCGCGCCCGCAGUGUCAGGCUGCGCGCGCAGCAGCGUUGCGGCCGUCAGCGCGUUCCCAGAAUUACGGCCACGAAAAUGACGCUCAUCUUCAUUGGUGGGCGGGAAACGUAGCUACAUCCAUGGCUGCGGGAUCUUGAAUCCGGGGCCGCGACCCUAUGGG
Messenger RNA from Prorocentrum cordatum, 1408 nucleotides. NCBI's taxonomy places the organism in Eukaryota, Dinophyceae, Prorocentrales, Prorocentraceae. The record is from the annotation of a GenBank genome assembly.